Zingiber officinale is the source of this 5887-nucleotide messenger RNA. Its product is annotated as helicase-like transcription factor CHR28. The transcript has 10 exons. Gene Ontology annotation, molecular function: ATP-dependent chromatin remodeler activity; ATP binding. NCBI's taxonomy places the organism in Eukaryota, Viridiplantae, Streptophyta, Magnoliopsida, Zingiberales, Zingiberaceae. The record is from RefSeq and is a predicted model, not a curated record. The coding region runs from base 2300 to 5635 and encodes 1111 amino acids.
AAUCAAGGUUAUAUUAUUUAACCUUGUUUGGUUUAGGUGAUGAAUGAUUCCAAAGUUAUAUUUGAUUCCUGCCACAUCAGCAAAAAGGGGUUAUAUCCCGGAAUCAAAAAACCUCCAAAUCGUAAGGUUUUGGACGAUUCCGGGGUUAAGUAAAUUAUUUUCUCAAAUAUAACCUUCCUUCUUUGCUGUUUAUCUAGACACUUUUCUUCUUUUUUGGGGCAAAGCCUAGAGCAGCGGCGAUAAACCGGCGGCGGCAGACUUCGGCUUCGUCUCCCACUUUGUUUUCUUCGAACCAACGGCGACAGACUUCUCCGCCUUCUUCAUCGAAGCAGAUCUCGCUGCCGCCGCCGACACAAUCUAUAUAUAUUAUAGAAGAAGAUCUCAAAGCAGAUCUCGCUGCCGACACAAUCAGCCUUCUUCGCCUUCUUCAUCGAAGCAGAUCUCGCUGUCACCGACGACGCAAUCUUUAUAUAUUAUAGAAGAAGAUCUCGAAGCAGAUCUUGUUGCCGCUGCAGAGUUGUCCUUCCGCCUUCUUCAUCGAAGCAGAUCUCGCUGCCGACACAAUCAGCCUUCUUCGCCUUCUUCAUCGAAGCAGAUCUCGCUGUCACCGACGACGCAAUCUAUAUAUAUUAUAGAAGAAGAUCUCGAAGCAGAUCUUGUUGCCGCUGCAGAGUUGUCCUUCCGCCUUCUUCAUCGAAGCAGAUCUCGCUGCCGCCGCCUUCUUCACUUUUUCAUCUUUCCAUUGUAGGAGAUGAAAUCGACACCUUACCCAAAAAAACAAAAAUGCUUGUGAAAAGAAAUCGACGAUUUUUCCUACUUGUUUCCAUUGCUGAAAUCCUCUUCCUAAGCUGUGUUUGGAAUUGGAAGUGAUCCGUUGAUGCCUUAUUCUUGGCCGUUUAGUUUAGUUUGGGGAAGAUAACUAAAUAUUAAUAUUAAUAAUUUAUUUUAUUUUAUUUUAAAAACAUUAAUCAAAUAUUAAAUUAAUUUAACUAUAAAAAUAUCUAUUCAGGGUAUUAAAGUAAAUGUUAAAUUAGGUGAUACACUAAAACCUCCAACCAAACAAAUUUUUAUUACAUUAUUUAGGAUUGAACCAAACAAUAUUAGAUUAUGUUGUAUUCCCUAUAAUCUUGGUUAUGUGAUUACCUAGUAAUCACAUAACCAAGGUUAUAAAUGAUGACUUGAACCAAACGCACCUUAGGGUUGAGUGAAGGUACUUGGCGAGUUUGGCUGACAUCCGAUUCCAGUCGCCGUUACUUUUGGCACCAGGAGGACGUCGAGUGUGUUCUUCCCCUGCGUAGAGCGUCGCUGGUGCCACAGACUGGAAUGGUUACCUCUAAUCUCUUUUCCUCUAUCCUUGGCGCCGGCAAUUGAAAUUUCGCUUUCGUUGGAAAGAGUAUCUUCUCCGACAAGUUAAAGCAAAAUGUGUGAUUCAAAUGCCAGUGUUAGGUUCGAAACAGUAAUUAAUCUGUACAUUAGAAGUACUCAUAACUUUGGAUGUAUAGGCUGCUCAUUUCUUUUUUGUUUGGAUUUUGAACCUGCCAUUAGAUUGCAAGUUCAUCCUAGUAGCGUCUUCAUCUUUUAACAUGUUUUCUGCGUUAGAAAACUUGAGCAAAAUUUAGCUUUUGAUACAUUUAGUUAUGCUACUUGUAUGGUGAUUUCUCAAAUGUUCUUUUAAAACUUUGUUUUUUUGUUUUAUAACUCCUUGUCAUUUUAUCUUCCUCCAAUACCUGAACCUCUGAUUCUAUUUCCCUAGUUCUUGUUUGUACGCAUUCUAGGAUCUUGAUGUGAAUCUACAUUGUUGGUUCAAGCCUGACAUACUUGUCACCUGAACCUGGAUUUUGGUUCAAACCUGGUAUCAUCUGCUGUCCUGCAAUCGUAUGGGAGUGGAUAGUUUUUUACCUAAGCAUCUUAUUUUAACCAAAUUCUGGACUUGGGAGAAUAAGAUAGUCGAUCCCAUGGCCAGGCAUUGAACUGUUUGUAAUUCAAGGUUUAUACUUGUUUUUUUUUUUUUUGUUAAGGGGUUUUGGGGUUUGGAGUUAAAGGGGUUUAAUGCUUUCUGAGGUUCUCGACAAUCGGAAUUGUUUGGAGUUUAAACACAAAGGAGACUAAAAAUUAUGUUGAUUGCAUGACUGCUAAAUCAAAAUGAUUCACAAAUUGUUGAUACAGGGAAUAAUGUCUCAUCAAGUGGGUUUCAGAUUCUUUACUGAGCUAAUUAUGAUUGUAGAUUGAUUGCAUCACUGCCUCAUGUAGGCAUCACAUUGUCUUCUAAUAUAUCUCGAGCAAGUGUAGAAGUAGAAGAAUGGGUGAUGCAGGAUGUGAACAACCUGAACAGCCAGUUAAUGAUGGAAGAGAGGAACUGAACAUCCAAUCUAUUGGAAACCUUGAUCCUGCAAGGAGACUAGUCAAAGAUACUGAGUCCUGCCCCUUGUCGAAUCCUGAAUCUGAGGCAAUAACUUGUAAGCUGGUUAUGAAUGUGGAUGCUUCUGCUCAACCUAGUCGGAGGAUUCUUCCAUCUUCUUUAAUGGGAAAUGUUUCCCGAUCUGUAUUUAAACCUAGCUUAGGAAAUUAUAAACGACUUGUUGGUGGAAGGGUUCUACGUUCAUCUUUCGUUGGAGGAAACUCAUCUGAUACUUCAACAAGCUUUCAGCCACCAGCAUUUGUAGAAGUAAAAUCCCAUACCAAGAUGAAACCUGAGUCCCGCCCCUUGUCGAAUCCUGAAUCGGAGGCAAUAACUUGUAAGAUGGUUAUGAAUGUGGAUGCUUCUGCUCAACCUAGUCAGAGGAUUCUUCCAUUAUCUUUCAUGGGAAAUGUUUCCCGAUCUGUAUUUAAACCUAGCUUAGGAAAUUAUAAACGACUUGCUGGUGGAAGGGUUCUACGUUCAUCUUUCGUCGGAGGAAACUCAACUGAUACUUCAACAAGGUUUCAGCCACCAGCAUUUGUAGAAGUAAAAUCCCAUACCAAGAUGAAACCCGAGUCCCGCCCCUUGUUGAAUCCUGAAUCUGAGGCAAUAACCUGUAAGCUGGCUAUGAAAGUGGAUGCUUCUGCUCAACCUAGUCAGAGGAUUCUUCCAUCAUCUUUCAUGGGAAAUGUUUCCCGAUCUGUAUUUAAACCUAGCUUAGGAAAUUAUAAACGACUUGCUGGUGGAAGGGUUCUACGUUCAUCUUUCGUUGGAGGAAACUCAAUUGAUACUUCAACAAGACUUCAGCCAUCAGCAUUUGUAGAAGUAAAAUCCCAUACCAAGAUGAAACCUUCAGUAGAGAGUAUAGACAAUAAACAUUUGCUUGGAAGGGACAUUUCAUAUCGGCUGCUGCCUUCUUCAUUCCAUGGAAGAUCAGCCAACAUUAUGCAGCAACCAGGAAUAAGCAAUGAACAAAAGCACUUGGGAAUGGGAGAUGAUAGGCACAUUCGUGAUGAGAGGCAUAUAUAUCAAGAGGCAUUGCAGAACCUUGAUCAACCACAGAUUGAAGACGAUCUGCCAGACACUCUGUUGGCUGUUCCUCUCCUAAAGCACCAGAAAAUAGCCUUGGCUUGGAUGGUUCAAAAGGAGAAUAGUGUACAUUGUGCAGGCGGAAUACUUGCUGAUGAUCAGGGCCUUGGUAAGACAAUAUCGAUGAUUGCUCUAAUACAAAAGCAAAUAGCGGAACAGUUGAACUUCACAUCUGCCAAUUCUAGUUGUAUCAUGCCAGAAACAUUAAAUCUAGAUGAGGAUGGGGUUAGUGACUUGGCUAUGUCAAAGCAACAAACUGAGAGAAUGACUAAUUCACGUGUACACUCGUCAUCCCAAAACUCAAAACCGGCUGCUGGUACUCUUGUUGUAUGCCCUGCAAGUGUUCUUCGACAAUGGGCUCAAGAGCUAGAUGAGAAAGUUCCUGAAAGUGCAAAGUUGUCUGUUCUAAUAUACCAUGGAGGUACAAGGACAAAAGAUCCUAUGGAGUUAACAGAGUAUCAUGUUGUUCUAACCACCUAUUCAAUUGUUACUCAUGAAGUACCAACUCAUUUAUUGCCUUCUGAUGAUGAAAAGGAUGAGCUCACAUGCAACAAAAAAAGGAAAGCAGUUCCCAAAAAAGGGAACAAGCAGAAGAGAAAAGGGCAAAGAAAGAAAAAUUCGCAGCAUGAUAUUGGCAGUGGUCCCCUUUCAAGAGUUCGGUGGUUCAGGAUUAUACUAGAUGAGGUUCAAAUAAUAAAAAAUUUCAGAACACAAAUGUCUAGAUCUUGUUCUGGUCUUCGUGCUAAAAGAAGAUGGUGCUUAUCAGGGACACCGAUGCAGAAUUCAAUCGAUGACCUCUACAGCUACUUCCGCUUCUUGAAGUAUGAUCCGUAUACUGACUAUAGUUCUUUCUGUACCUCUAUAAAAUAUCCAAUUUCUACAAAUGCAAGCAGUGGAUAUAAGAAGCUUCAGGCUGUCUUUAAAGCUAUACUGCUUCGUCGCACCAAAGGUACACUAAUUAAUGGGGAGCCAAUUCUUAAACUACCUCCAAAAUCAAUCUUCCUUGAAAAGCUGGAUUUUUCGCAAGAGGAGAGACAAUUCUAUUUGCAACUAGAGGCUGAUUCACGAGAACAAUUCAAGGAAUAUGCCAAUGCUGGGACCUUGAAAAAAAAUUAUGCAAAUAUUCUAUUGCUGCUUUUGCGACUUAGGCAAGCCUGUGAUCACCCCAUUCUUGUCAAAGGGUUCCAUUCAAAUACCAGUGGAAAGAACUCAAUGCCUAUGGAGCAGCAUCUUUCCAGGAAGACGAUUGUCCAUUUGCUUAAUCAGUUAGAAAGUUCUCUCGGAAUUUGUGAUUUGUGCAGUGACCUAGCCGAGGAUGCUGUUGUCACAAUGUGUGGGCAUGUCUUUUGCUAUCAGUGUGUGUCUGAACAUUUAACUGGUGAUGACAACUUGUGUCCUGCAACCGACUGUAGUAAUACUAUUGGUUAUGAUUCAUUUUUUUCACGAGAUAUAUUGAAGAGAUUAAUUUCUGAUGAUGAUACUGAUGAAGCUUCAACCCGCUAUACUUGUGAUCCAGAAUCAGUCACCCACGGUCAUUACAUCUCUUCCAAAACUAAAGCCGUUCUAGAUAUCCUGAUGUCAAUCUCUGGUUCAAAUACCAAAAUUGUUGAUAAUCUUGCAAAUUCCACUAAUUUCAAACCUAAUCAGUUAAACCUAAAUCCUAAAGUGCCCGAAAAGGUCCUUAUUUUUUCCCAGUGGAAUGGCAUGCUGGACUUGCUUGAGUUUUCAUUGGAUAAGUAUUUUAUACAGUAUAGGAGGCUAGAUGGGACAAUGUCUCUUACUUCAAGAGACAAGGCUGUGAAAGACUUCAAUAGUGACCCAGAGGUAACUGUUAUGCUAAUGUCACUAAAAGCGGGAAGUCUUGGCCUGAAUAUGGUUGUUGCACGUCAUGUGAUUCUUCUUGAUCUUUGGUGGAAUCCAACUACUGAAGAGCAAGCCAUUGACCGAGUGCAUCGAAUUGGACAAACCCAUCCAGUAAAGGUGUCACGAAUAACUAUAAAAGAUACAGUUGAAGAUCGUAUAUUGGCUCUUCAGGAGAAGAAAAGGAAGAUGAUUUCUUCUGCUUUUGGAGAUGACCACGGUGUCAAUAAAGCUAGUCAGCUCAGCGUGGAAGAUCUAAAAUACCUGUUUAACUUCUUCAAUGACUGAGUUUCGUGUGGAUUACAGUAUCUAAUUUUGAUCGUUUUGCGUACGCAAGAAUCGAGAUCUGGGGAAAUUUUGUUGGAAGAUGUGCUCCUGUCACGCAACCAGUUUAUCCCUUCCCCGCGAUUAGAGGUUCUGGUAAAAUCAUGAAACUGGCAUCCUAGGACUGAUGGGGCGUGAUCUACUGUAAAUAUAAAUUUUGCAGCCAGUUUUGUGUGGGUUCACAGUUUUUUACUAGAUAACAGUGAUGAUUAUUCA